Molecule: messenger RNA, 2819 nt
Organism: Lactuca virosa
Lineage: Eukaryota; Viridiplantae; Streptophyta; Magnoliopsida; Asterales; Asteraceae
Source: the annotation of a GenBank genome assembly
CUAUUUCUCAUUCUUGAGAUGAAAGUGUCUACAAGUUUUCUGUUCUUCUUCGGUGCUUUCGUUCUUGAAAUGAGCAUUGUGCAUGCAAAUCAUGGAAAUUUCCAAAAUUGCUCAAAGAGCCAACAUGCAGGGAUAGGUGUCGUGGUUGAAAAAAGCUCUCGUGUUGGGAGAGAGCAAACGAUAGCCAUGGACAUGGCUAUCCAUGAUAUCUGCAGAAUUACAAAGACUGCUUGUUCUUGUCCAAUUUUGUAUGUCAAGGAUUCUCAAGGAAACCCGGCUCGGUCGGUUUAUGAAGUUAUGGAUCUCAUGGACCACAAACAAGUUCAUGCAAUUAUAGGAACAAUAAGCCCUGAAGAAGCCACUUUAGUUGCUGAGUUUGAUAAGGCUACCAAGAACAUCCCCAUCAUUUCUCUAACCCCGACAGCCACAACAUCACUUCCACAAUCAGCCGCACUAACUUCAUUUGUUCAAAUGAGUCACGAUAUCACAACCCAUACAGAAUGCAUUGCUGCCAUAAUUGGCCACUUUAAUUGGCGAAAGGUGACAUCAAUUUAUGAAGAUCACAGUACAUUUAGCUCCAGCCAUAGUCUCUUAACACAUCUCUCUGAUGCACUACAACUGGUUGGUUCAACCAUCGAAUGCCACUUCACAUUCCCUCCCUUGCAUUAUCUAUCAAACCCAAGCAUCUUCAUCGAAGAAAAGCUAAAAAAACUCAAGAUGAAGGGGAAUAAGGUGUUCAUACUUUUAAAAUCAUCUCUAGCAUCAUGCAUCCUACUAUUUGAGAAAGCAAAUCAGUUGGGAAUGAUGGAAAAGGGUUACGUAUGGAUAAUUUCUGAUGAUAUAUCAAGUCUUCUUGAUUCAGUCGACCAAUCAGUUAUAUUGAGCAUGCAAGGUGUUGUUGGAUUCAAGACUAACUUUGAAGACACAAGCGAGUCUUUUAGAGACUUCAAACUUCAGUUUCGGAGCAAAUUUAGAACCAAAUAUCCAAAUGAAGAAUAUUCGAACCCUAGUAUAUAUGCAGCACGCACUUAUGAUGCAACAUGGGCUGUUGUCAGGUCUAUUCAAGCAUCAAACGGGUUAAGCUCAUCAAAGGACAUUCUAGAAAGCAUUUUACAAACUGAAUUCAGUGGCGUAAGCGGCAACAUAAGCUUUAAAGAUGGAAAACUAGCACAACAUCCAACAUUUACCAUAAUUAAUGUGAUUGGUAGAAGCUACAGGGAGAUUGAUUUUUGGUCACCAGAUUUUGGUUUCUCAAGGCAUAAACUUGGAAAUGGAGAGGGAAGCCUUGAUUUAAUCUAUUGGCCUGGUGGCACUCAAAAGAUUCCAACUGGUCAGAUAUGGUCGGGAAAUGAAGGGAAACCAUUAAAGAUUGGUGUUCCUGCAAAAGGUGCUUUUAAUCAAUUUGUUAAGGUUAGUUAUGAUCCAAACAAGAAUAAAACUUCUGUGACUGGUUUUUCUAUAGAAGUGUUUGAAGCUGCAGUGAAGCAGCUACCUUAUUCGUUGUCUUACAUCUACAUUCCAUACAAUGGCUCGUACGACGAAAUGGUAGCUGAAGUAUAUAACAAGACCUUGGAUGCAGCUGUUGGUGAUACAGAAAUAAUGGCAGAUCGAUACGAGUAUGCUGAGUUUUCUCAACCAUACAUAGACUCAGGAUUAGUUAGGGUGGUACCCAUAAAGUCAAAUUCUAUGAAGGAAGGGUUUAUCUUCCUUUAUGCCUUUACAGCAAAAAUGUGGAUUAUAUUAUUGGCAAUGACAAUAGGCACUGUGUCGAUUGUUUGGUUUAAUGAACAUGUGCAUGGAAAUGAGGAUUUUGAGGCUUCAUCUUCCUUAGAAUGUAUUAGCAGGAUGCUUUGGUUUGCAGUCGCGGUUUUAUCAUUGGCACAUAGAGAAGUUAUCAAAAACAAUUUGUCUCGGUUAGUGCUGUCUACAUGGUUUUUUGUAAACGUGAUUGUUGCUGCAUCUUUCACCGCUACGCUCUCUUCAAUUAUGACAGUUUCAACGUUUCAACAACCACUAGAUCAUCUCGGAAAUAAUGAUGUUGUUGGCUGCAAUGGGAAUUCUUUCAUUGUUCGUUACCUGGUGAACGUCUUGCAUUACAAGCCAGAGAAUAUCAGGAACAUUAACUCCAUUGAAGACUAUCCUGAAGCAUUCAAGAAGGGAGAGAUAGCCAUGGCUUUCUUUGUAUCACCACACGCGAGUGUCUUCCUUGGAAAGUAUUGCCAUGACUAUGAAAAGAUCGGACCUACCUACAAGCUUGGUGGUUUUGGUUUCGUGUUCCAAAAGGGUUCACCAUUGGUGGAGGAUAUUUCGGAGGCAGUUCUCAAAUUAACUCAAAACGGAGAGAUAAAUACUUUAAAUGAAAAUAUGCUAAGAUCCUCUUCCAACUGUUCUCUAUUAGCUCAAGAAUCCAAUGGUCCUCGAGGUACACUAGGCCCCAAGCCUUUCACCGGUUUGUUCAUGAUAUCAGGCAGUAUAUCUGCACUUGUGUUCUUUACCACAUUGGGUCGUCUAGUAGCAGAUCACCAAGCUUCAAUAUGGAGUUUAACACUAUCAACCGUUAUUAUAAGAAGAAUUGGGAAAUGGUUGAUGUUGUUACUCAUCCGGAUUAGAGUUAUACAAUGCGACCCUAAUGUAGAGAUGACUCUUAAUCAAGAAACCGCAUAGUACAUUCCAAUGAGAGAAAUCAUGUUCUUGUGUAUAGAGUUGCAAUGAUGACUGAAAAACUGUACAAUAUGCUUUAUGAUUUGGAUAUGUAAUGUUGGCGAUUUUAGCUACAUGACUAGUGUAAUUGAAAUUAUAUAAGCGACAAAGAAGACUUC